GCCACCAUGCUUCAGACUAGCAACUACUCCCUGGUGCUGUUGAUUCAACUGAGCCUGCUGGCCUAUGACCUCUUCGUCAACUCCUUCAGCGAACUCCUUCGUGGAGCGCCUGUCAAUCAGCUGGUGCUCUUCACCAUUCAGGAUAUUGCCAUCCUGUUCAACGUGAUCAUCGUUCUCCUGCUGAUGUUCAACACCUACGUGUUCCAGGUUGGCCUGGUCUCCCUGCUGCUGCAGCGCUUCAGGGCUCUGCUGGGGGUCUCCGCCCUCUACCUGACUCUCAGCAUCUGCCUCCACUGCUGGCUCAUGACCCUUCGAUGGAUCGACUCAAACAGUUUUGUUUGGACCAACGGCCUUCAAGCGCUGUUUGUUUUCCAGAGGACAGCUGCUGUGCUGUAUUAUUACCUCUACAAGCGUACAGCAGAGUUCCUGGGAGACCCCAGACUCUAUGAAGACUCUACGUGGCUGCGUGAGGCCUUCGCUAAAUCCCGUCAGUGAAGGAAGCGUUCUGCCCUAUAGUUGCCUUGAGACAUGUUUACAGUGCACAUGUUUGAUGCCAUUUUUUAUUUCAGAUUUUCUAUUUUUGUGUUAGCCAAAUAAACGUUUUAGU
Messenger RNA from Gadus macrocephalus (Pacific cod), 607 nucleotides. It is a transcript of the gene tmem138, whose product is annotated as transmembrane protein 138. The transcript has 4 exons. The record is from RefSeq and is a predicted model, not a curated record. The coding region runs from base 7 to 495 and encodes 162 amino acids. Lineage: Eukaryota; Metazoa; Chordata; Actinopteri; Gadiformes; Gadidae. Gene Ontology annotation, cellular component: cilium.